AUAAAUUAAGCACAUAUAUAGUAUGAAAAUUAAGAUCAAGUGAUGAAAUUAGUUAUGGUGGUAUUGAUGAUGAUCAUAUUGUUACAUGAUCAUAAUUAUGGUGUUAAUGGAGAUUCACAACCACAAGUACCAUGCUUAUACAUAUUUGGUGAUUCUUUAUCUGAUAAUGGAAAUAACAACAAGCUUCCAACAUUGAGUAAGGCUAAUUACAAACCUUAUGAGAUUGACUUCUCUAAUCCUAAUGCUAAUUAUGCUAUUAGUCCAACCGGUAGGUUCACCAAUGGCCGGACUACCAUUGAUAUAAUUGGUCAACUUUUAGGGUUUGAUGAUUUCAUACCACCCUUUGCCAAUACUACUGGCUAUGACAUAGUCAAAGGUGUAAACUAUGCAUCUGGAGGUUGUGGAAUUCUUCCAGAAUCAGGCAAAUAUUUGGGUGAAUGUAUUAGCCUGGACAAACAAAUAGACAACCACCAAAUUACAAUCUCAAAAAUAAAAAAUAAAACAAAAAAUGAUUACUUAAAGAAGUGCUUAUAUCAUAUUACAAUAGGAAAUAAUGACUACCUUCAAAACUACUUACUCCCUACAAUUUAUAAUACAAGUCAUCUUUUUACUCCUCAACAAUUUGCUGAGCUUCUCAUCCAAAAAUAUGAAGAUCAAGUUUUGAGAUUGUACAGUAAUUCUAGUGCAAGGAAGGUUGCUCUUGUUGGAUUAGGGCAACUAGGAUCAACUCCAGCAGUUAUUGCUUUAUAUGGAAUAAAUGGUAUAACAAAAGUCAACCAAAAAGUUCAACUCUUCAACCAAAAUCUCAUAUCACUUGUUCAUAAACUUAAUACCAAAUUUAGUGAUGCUAAAUUUAUUUAUGUCAACAAUUAUGGAAUACAAUCUGGUGAUCUUUCUUCUCUUGGACUCACUAACGUAUCCGAAAGUUGUUGUGAAACAAAUAAUAUUGGUUUAUGUAUUCCUUCAAGUACUACAUGUGAUAACAGAACAUCGUACGUGUUCUGGGAUGAAUUCCACACAACUGAAACCCUAAACAAAUUUACUGCUAACAGAUCGUAUACUUCUCUUCAUGCUUCAGACAAUUAUCCUAUUGAUAUCAAACAUCUUGCUCAACUACAAUUUUAAAACAUCUUCAAAAGAGUACUAUAGAAGUUCUACAUUAAUAUUAAAGGCUUUGUCAAAUUGACCACAAGAUAUGGUAUGAGUUAAUUUAACACAUAAUAAAUUUUAUCUAUUUCAUUUACUCUUAAUACACUCUAAUUGAUACAUCAAUUGAAAUUUUACCAGCAAUAUAAUAAGGUAGCGCUUUAUGAA
Messenger RNA from Cannabis sativa, 1314 nucleotides. Its product is annotated as GDSL esterase/lipase At1g29660. NCBI's taxonomy places the organism in Eukaryota, Viridiplantae, Streptophyta, Magnoliopsida, Rosales, Cannabaceae. Bases 43 to 1125 code for a protein of 360 amino acids. The transcript has 5 exons. Gene Ontology annotation, molecular function: hydrolase activity, acting on ester bonds. The record is from RefSeq and is a predicted model, not a curated record.